ACAUGCCGGAUCAUGUUUCUUCACACUGCAUAAUCGGUAAAUUUUUCACUCAAAGAAUUGUAUAAAAUUCUAGGCAAAACCCCAGAAAAUUGCAAUAGUUUCGUCCGAGUUUGAUUUUUGAUUUAGACAUCAAUAGAACGGCUAUUUAGCACCUCACUCAAGUUGUUUAAAAUACUGCUUUAUUACCGGACUACUUAUACAGUCGCCAGAGGGACAUUGUUAACAGCCUGUUUAACUGAAAAUGCCACCCGCUGGAAAACGAGCGAAAUUCGACAAUGCCACGGUGUCCCGCAUCCUGGCCAGCCUGCCAGAAGAUAGUUCUGAUCCUGAUAAUCAGUAUGUUCUCGGAUUGAUAACCGAUCGCCAGCGACAAUGCAUGCAGGCCGCUAGACGGGCUAGAAAACAGCGAUCUAAGAAGCCCGAGGAUGAUCUCGUUUCACCGGUGGCACCAGUCGAUGAAGUGGAAAUACCGGUAUACGACAUAAAUCCCAGUGAUCUGCAAGUGUUUACUCCAGGAUUUCUCAACUGUUCUGAAAGGGACAUUGACCGAUGGGUACGGACUAAUUUUAUUCAGGUGGAGGAAAAAGAGCUGUACACCAAUUAUGUUCUUCUCUUUUUCAGAAGGUAUGCCGAAAGUCAAAAAUGGAUUCAAAAGCCGCGUCAAAGUGCUUCUGUCAAGAGGUAUCUCGAUAUUGUCUUAGACUCCAAAUGUCGACGCGACAAGAACGAUGGGAACCGGGACUACCAAAGCUGCCUCGCUCUUUCACCGGACGGAAAAUCAAACUUUGUUCAGUUUACCAGACUUCCUCUGUCAAAGAUUAUCAAAAGUUAAUUCGAAUUAUAACUAAUAAUGUAUAAUGAACAUUUUCACUGUAAUAAUUAUUUUAAAAUCUUUAAACGAAGUAUAAAGUGCAUUGAAAUGCAGCAGUCAACGUAUUUUUUCGAGCAGCCACUUUAAUUUCUACAUUUCUACUGUUCGAAAGGCGAUUAAA
Paramacrobiotus metropolitanus is the source of this 992-nucleotide messenger RNA. RefSeq lists its product as uncharacterized. The transcript has 3 exons. Bases 242 to 832 code for a protein of 196 amino acids. The record is from RefSeq and is a predicted model, not a curated record. Lineage: Eukaryota; Metazoa; Tardigrada; Eutardigrada; Parachela; Macrobiotidae.